ACGAAAUUAAACUUAGCUUGAAACACAGUUUAGAUCUCCCAAUUUCUUCAACCCAAUCCUCUCUUACGGUACAUGAAAGCGGUGAAGGAUGAAGCUUCUAGCCAUGGAAGUGCUUCUCUUCUUACUGAUCUUGUGUUGUGUGGCCUCAGUUGCUUGGUCGCAGACGGACAGGAUGAAACAAGGUGAUGUUUUGAACUCAUCGGAAUCCACUUUUCUUGUGUCCGCCAGCAAGAAUUUCACCUUAGGAUUCUUUACGCCGAAGAGGACCAACAGGACUUACUUAGCAAUAUGGUUGACCGGAAGAAUUGAGGAUGAAAGUCCGAUAUGGAUAGGCAACAGAGAAGCGCCUCUCCCAUCAAAUUCCUCUGCUAAGCUUCUCAUAGAUGCUUCUGGGAGAUUGAUACUCACGCACAACGAAACACAAGGCAGUCCUUACCUGCUUUCAUCCAAGCGAACUAGCCGGAAUGUGUCAGCCACUUUACAGGAUUCCGGCGAACUGGUACUCCGGGAAACGAACGCCGACGGGCAGGAUGUGUGGAGUAGUUUCGACUACCCCACGGAUACCCUUUUGCCGGGCAUGAAGUUGGGCGUGAACCAUAGAACGGGUUGGAAAUGGAUUCUCACAUCAUGGCUGAACGAGGAUUCGCCGACGCCGGGGGCGUUUAGUCUGGAAUGGGAACCAAUCAAACGGCGAGUGGUUAUCAAAUACCGAGGAGUGGCUCAUUGGAGCAGCGGAGAGCUGAAGAAUGCGACACAUUUCCAGUACUUACCCGACUACUACGACAUCUUCAAUGUACGAUUCCUUAACAUUUCCACAAAAACAGAGGACUAUUUCAUCCUUGCCGUCAGUGAAAUACAUGAUAGUCUCGUGGCUUUGAGACUGGGCCCUUAUGGCUUCGUGUACGACCCCAUGCACAGUUAUGAAAUUAUUGACGCCAGAGAGUGUUACGGGUACGAGAACAAAACGCAGGAAUCAAAAGGGUGUGAGAUUUGGCACCAACCGGCCUGCAGGGGGGUUGGGCAAUGGUUCGAGUACAGAUCUGGGUUCUUCUUGAACUAUACCCAAUUAGGAGUCCAGGAGGCUGCAGGCUACUUAGACGAAGACUCCACAGCUGCCAGCUUCAGUGACUGCAGAGAGAAAUGCUGGAAGGACUGCCACUGCGUUGGCUAUCAAAGCUUGGAACAAGGAGGGUGUAAAUACUGGAGUGGAACAUCUUUGCAAUUUCAACAGGACAACACUGGCCUAACACCACCGAUCUAUGUUAUAAACCGUCCAAUUAAGGGAGACAAAAAGAAGUGGAAAUGGAUUGUUAUACCCAUUGUAAUAAUAGCCACCAUACUCAUAGUCCUGUUGGGCUUGCUUCAGUUGCGGCGGAGAAGGAGAAAACAAGAAGAAAUCAGACAACAGCUAAAGGAUUUAUUCACAUUAGAAGAAUACACUGAUAUUCAUGAACUCAGCAAUGACGACUGCGUUCAGGGCAGCAAUCUGAAACAUUUUAGCUAUGAAUGGAUUGUUGCUGCAACAAACAACUUCUCACCUGUACAUAAAUUAGGACAAGGCGGUUUUGGAAGUGUUUAUAAGGGAGUAACAUUGGAAGGACAAGAAGUAGCUAUAAAACAAUUAUCAAAAAGUUCAAAACAAGGGCUGGUGGAGUUCAAAAACGAAGUGGUGUUGAUAGCAAAACUCCAACAUACGAAUCUUGUAAAGCUGCUUGGUUUUUGCAUUCAUGACAACCAAAAGAUGCUCAUCUAUGAGUUUAUGUCCAAUAAAAGCUUAGAUUUUUUCCUCUUCGAUCCAAAUCGAAAAGAGCUUUUGACUUGGGAGAAACGUCUCAACAUAAUUGAAGGGAUUGCUCAAGGGCUGCUUUAUCUUCACAAGUAUUCAAGAGUAAGAAUCAUUCACCGAGAUAUGAAAGCUAGCAACAUAUUACUUGAUGAGAAUAUGAAUCCGAAAAUUUCAGAUUUCGGUAUGGCUAAAAUUCUCAAGCAAAAUGAAACAAAUGCAAACACAAUGAGAUUAAGUGGAACAUUCGGCUACAUGGCCCCUGAGUAUGUAAAGGAAGGUAUUUUCUCUACCAAGUCAGAUGUUUACAGCUUUGGAGUACUAGUGUUGGAAAUUAUAAGCGGCAAGAAAAACAGUAACUUCCGCAACGAGGAUGGGCCAUUGAAUUUGGUCGAGCAUACAUGGGAGCUAUGGAACAGAGAUGCAGUGCUACAAAUUGUUGAUCCAGCAUUAAACAACAUAUCUCUCAAGGAAGAACAGUUGCAGAGAUGCAUAAACCUGGGAUUGCUGUGUGUAGAAGACCUCGCAGUCGACCGACCAUCUAUGUCCGAUGUUAUUUCUAUGUUAACCAACGAGAAUUUGGCGUUGAGAAAGCCCAAGAAACCUGCAUUUGUCUCCAGAUACAGUGUGGUCCAUGGAUUUCAAGAAGACAGGUCAGAAAAGUUCACAGUGAAUCAACUCUCCAUUUCAGCAAUGGAGGCAAGAUAGUGUUGCAAUUUGAAAUGAAAUAUUUCUAUUGAAUGU
Molecule: messenger RNA, 2527 nt
Organism: Ipomoea nil (Japanese morning glory)
Lineage: Eukaryota; Viridiplantae; Streptophyta; Magnoliopsida; Solanales; Convolvulaceae
Product: G-type lectin S-receptor-like serine/threonine-protein kinase At1g67520
Exons: 7
Coding region: 89-2491 (800 amino acids)
Biological process (GO): protein phosphorylation
Molecular function (GO): ATP binding; protein serine/threonine kinase activity
Source: RefSeq, a predicted model, not a curated record